Messenger RNA from Prorocentrum cordatum, 1962 nucleotides. Lineage: Eukaryota; Dinophyceae; Prorocentrales; Prorocentraceae. The record is from the annotation of a GenBank genome assembly.
GGGGGAUGAACACGCCUGCAGCCCUUCUGCUUCGAUGUGAAUCACCAGGCAUGAGACGCAUAAAGAACACACCAAUGCUAUGCAACCGAACCGACGUGACCACGUGGUCCGAUGUGCAAUGAAGCGCACGACACGCGCACCAGAAGAAACGAACGCGGAAAACAAGGACGCAACAUGUUGCAAAUAACGUGACGCACGCGCCUGUCACCAUGAGUGCCUUCUGGCCAGAACAAAUUCGCAAAGCCUCCAUACGCCUCGAAAUAGGCGGGCGACGAAUCGCCUUUUCACAGCUCGUGCCGGGUAGUUCAAAGACGGGAAGCGGGCAAUUCAUCAACGUUGGUACUACCAUCCAGCAAUUUGACGCCUGACACAACCUCGAGCUCUCGCAACGCCUCGUGGAAAGAACACUCCGUUUCGUUCCUGACCAGGAUAGUGUGAACUCCCAUCUGUGCAGGGGCUUUUAGGUUCACCUUGAUGUCGUCCAGGAAGAUCGCCUCGCUCGCCUGACAGCCGAUCUGCCGCAGUGCCAGCGAGUAUAUUUUUGGGUCGGGCUUGCUCAAGCCGACCACCCUUGAUUCUAUAAUGGUCGAACCGGGCAGCAAACGCAGCGUGCUCCUCCUCCCGGCGGAUCCUCUCCGCCUCGCUGCUGGGCGGGCCCGGGGCGUAGUUGUUCGUCAGCGCGGCGACCGUCAGGCCCGCUUCCCGCAGCCGACGGACACACCGCAGCAUGAGCGGCCGAGGGGCCGGUCUGCUCGAGGAGCGCGAGCACGCCCUGCCAGCCCUCCACCAGGGGAACGGACACUGACAUCACCAUGAUGACUCGGAGGUCCGCGCGGAUGUCUCGGAUCGGCGCUGGGGCCCCACCCCCCCGCGCGCCAGGGAGGGGGGUCCAGUGCGGAUCCAAGCAACCCGCGCGGCCCUCAGAGUUUCCCUGUUUUUGUACUUUUCCGCUCCCCUGUCUACUCCGAGCGCCGCGCCCUCUGCCAAGAGUGUCCGUGCACUCCGCGAGCAUGGCGGCCGGGAACUGCGGCGCUGGCACGGCACCGCGCAUGAAGGCGUCGAACGUGGGGCUCUUGGCCAAGAUGCGGUUCAGGUCGCCGAUGCCCCUGCGGCGGCAGAACUGCUUGAUCGCCACGAUGGGCGAGUCGGCCACGACACCUGGGUGGCGCCAGGAGCAGAGGCUGGAGGCCAGGGGCUGCGCCUGCGUGGCGCGGGGGGGGCGGGCUGCCGCGCACGGAGCUCGCAAGCGGCGCCAGCGUCUGUCUCUUUCCAGAGAUGGAACGGCGUGUCUUAUGUUGCUCCCAGCGUACUUGAGGACCACAUUUCAGAAACAAGUUCGAGCCCCCAAGAAAGUAUCGAAACAGUGUCGAACGAGGAUCGCCUCCCAGGGCCCGACACGUGAAAACCCUCAACUUACGGCACCUCUCGAUACUCGAAAUUCUUUCUGGUGAAUAAAAUAGGUUGAAACAUCAUAAGGCGUGUCCCACAUCUCCUGCCCGACCACAUCGACGCCUUGUGGUUGUGCCGCUGUUGGUCGCCGCGGGUCACGGAAUCGAACUAGCAGGGGGGCGAACGGGCUGCUCCUACAGUAGGGGCCCGGCCACAAGAGACCUUCCACAAGAAACCCAAUCCUGAGACCCCAGGACGUCCACGGAUUCUUGGUGCGGGAACCUCACGCCUUCCAUCGCAAAACAAUCGAAACCCCAGAAGCCCAAGGCACCCUGGAGGCAAGCAGGGUGUUUCUUGGCCUGGGCCUCCACUGUGUUCCUUCAAAGACCCCCCCCCUCCAAGGGGCUAUAUUUCUCUUUCUCUCGGGCAGCUGCUGGGAUUUCUGUCUCGCCAAUACACCUCCGAUGUCGAAUAUCACCACCCUGCGGCGCAAGGGGGGUGCCUCGGCGCCGGUCGCCAUGGCGCGCGCUGUGUCAGUGAGGCAGGUGCACGCCGUAGCAGGACGCUUCGAGC